Fusarium tjaetaba is the source of this 870-nucleotide messenger RNA. RefSeq names its product metallo-beta-lactamase domain protein. Gene Ontology annotation, biological process: secondary metabolite biosynthetic process. NCBI's taxonomy places the organism in Eukaryota, Fungi, Ascomycota, Sordariomycetes, Hypocreales, Nectriaceae. Bases 1 to 870 code for a protein of 289 amino acids. The record is from RefSeq and is a predicted model, not a curated record. The transcript has a single exon.
AUGGCAACUCAACUCAUUGCUCUGCCAGCUGUAGAGCGUCUCAGUCCUGCAGUCAUCCGCAUUCUGGGCGGCAAUCCGGGCAAAUUCACUCUCCAGGGCACAAACACAUAUCUUCUCGGUACAGGUCGUCGCCGGCUUCUCAUUGACACUGGCGAGGGCCGUAACGCUUGGAUCUCGUCAAUCCGCGAGACUUUACAGCAGGAGAAUGCGACUAUAGAUACCGCGCUGAUCACGCACUGGCAUCAUGAUCAUACUGGUGGUAUCAAAGAUCUCUUGAGCAUCUCACCACAGACGAGGAUCUUCAAGCACAGUCCGGAGGAAGGGCAGCAUGGAAUCAAGCACGGGCAGCGCUUCCAAGUCGACGGCGCUACGUUGACAGCAGCGUAUACGCCAGGACAUACAAAGGAUCAUAUGGUGUUCGUUCUCGAGGAAGAAGACGCAAUGUUCACAGCCGACAACGUCCUCGGCCACGGGACUGCGGUAUUUGAGGACAUGAUCACGUAUCUACGAAGUCUAGAAGAAAUGAAACUUCUGUUCAAAGGCCGAGCAUACCCUGGACAUGGGCCGGUGAUUGAGAAUGGACCAGCAAAGAUUGCCGAGUACAUCGCACAUCGAAAACAACGGGAGGAUCAGGUCAUUCAGACGUUGAGAACGGGACCUGGCGAAGUGGAAACUCAGGAAUCGGCAUUGUGGUCGGCAUGGACUGCGACAGAUCUGGUCGAGGUGAUUUACAAAGAUGUGCCUCAGAAUCUGCACCCAGCAGCUCGUGGCGGUGUUUUGCAGAUACUGGGAAAGCUGGAGAGCGAAGGUCGCGUAGCUCAUGAUGGUGACGAAUGGAAGCUGCUGGUAGAUGGGCGGGCGUCUCUAUGA